CAAACGAAAAAUUUUAUGCAAUUUUAUGUCAUUCCCCCGUAACAUGACUAAAUUUGAAAUUUUGCCUCGAAUUUUGUAAUAUCAACUCUAUCUGCUUUAAACUAAUUUCAUUGGAAAUAUAAAAUGUAACAUAAGGAAAACAGAUCAGCCAUUAAAAAUUUUUUAACAUGUUCUUCAGAAAUGUUUGGGCUGCUGCGGAGUUGACAAAUAGUUGCAAGUCAAUAUUGUUGAACCAAUGUCGCAGCUCACGGGGCCAAGUUCAUCUACAGUGUCGGACUGCAUUUCAAAACACACGGCGCGGUGGACGGCGAGUCACGAAAUCAGACCCCCUUGAACAUUUACAUAUAGAGUCUGGACCUCUCAAUGCUAAAGGAUUGGUUAAACCACUCCUUUUUGCAGUAGGAGUAUCUACAGUUAGUCUGGCGGGUUGUGUUAUUUGGGAAUAUGAAAAUCUAAGAGUCCACACAUCAACAUUAUUCAGGAAACCAGGGACUUGGUUAAGUGCACAACAGAAAAAAGUUACAACACACUUUAAAAAUGAACCAGGACCUAUAAAGAAAUGGUGGAACUCCUUAAAACAAAGUGAAAAAGUGUUUUAUCCAAUUUUGGCUGCAAAUGUCUUGGUAUUUGGAGCUUGGCGAGUGAGGGCUCUACAACCAAUGAUGGUUAAAUACUUCUGUUCAAAUCCCUCAGGUAGUGCAAUAUGUCUACCAAUGCUGCUGUCCACAUUUAGUCACUAUUCAGCUUUCCAUUUAGCAGCUAAUAUGUAUGUCUUAUAUAGUUUUAUGCCAGCUGCCGUAGCAUCAUUAGGCAAGGAACAAUUUGUGGCCAUGUAUCUCAGUGCUGGUGUCAUAAGCAGUUUUGCCAGCUUUAUGUACAAGGUCGCAUUUAACCAGCCUGGCCUCAGUCUCGGUGCUUCGGGAGCAAUCAUGUCGGUGCUGUCGUAUGUUUGCGUGCAGUACCCAGACACCAGGCUUAGCAUAAUUUUCUUGCCUAUGUAUACAUUUGCCGCUGGCACGGCUAUAAAAGCGAUUAUGGGCGUGGACUUAGCUGGAGUUCUAUUGGGAUGGAAAUUUUUUGACCAUGCUGCACAUCUUGGUGGUGCUUUAUUUGGAAUCGCAUGGUGCUAUUGGGGCGGCUCACACAUAUGGGCGAACCGGGACAAAUUCGUGCAGUAUUACCACGCCCUGAGGAAAAGUGACACUGGAAGAUAGGGAACACUUCAAGAACACUCUAAAUAUUAUUUUAUGUGGAAAUCAGCAGAAUUAAUAAAACAUCCCAAAAACAUUGACAGAUUGAAAAGCAAAUUCGAAACUAUAUAAAAACCUAUGUAGUCAAAAUUAGUCACGAC
Chilo suppressalis (striped riceborer) is the source of this 1351-nucleotide messenger RNA. The record is from the annotation of a GenBank genome assembly. NCBI's taxonomy places the organism in Eukaryota, Metazoa, Arthropoda, Insecta, Lepidoptera, Crambidae.